Acanthosepion pharaonis is the source of this 654-nucleotide messenger RNA. The record is from the annotation of a GenBank genome assembly. NCBI's taxonomy places the organism in Eukaryota, Metazoa, Mollusca, Cephalopoda, Sepiida, Sepiidae.
AUGAUAUAUUACACACUCUUCCCUCUUCUAUGCAAUGUCUCUUUUCUCUGUACUUAUGACGGGGGAUACAGGGAUGAUAUUUUCUCUCUCUUCCCUCUUCUAUGCAAUGUCACUUUUCUCUUACAUUAUGACAGGAUACAGGAUGAUAUUACACACCCUCUUCCUCUUCUAUGCUAUGUCUUUUUUCUCUGUUACAUAAUGACAGGAUACAGGGAUGAUUUAAGCACACUCUUCCCUUUUCUAUCAAUGUCUCUUUUUCUCUCUUACAUUGUGACAGGAUACAGGGAUGAUCUCAGUCUUACCUCUUCCCUCUUCUUUCCUGGGAUGAUAUUAAGCACACUCUUCCCUCUUCUAUGCUAUGUCUCUCUUUUCUCUGUUUACAUUAUGACAGGAUACAGGGAUGAUAUUUCACCUCUUCCCUCUUCUGUCAAUGUCUCUCUUUUCUCUGUUACAUAUGAUGACAGGAUUCAGGAUGAUCUAAUCACACUUUCUUCCCCUCUUCUUGCAAUGAUACAGGGGAUGAUAUUUCCACACUCUUCCCCUCUUCUAUACUAUGUCUCUUUUUUCUUCUUAUAUUAUGACAGGAUAUGGGAUGAUUUUUUCUCCCUCUUCCCUCUUCUAAUGUCUCUUUUCUCUCUCAUUAUGACUUUCUAG